AUGCCCGCACGCAACAACUAUCCCUCGAGAAAUAACAAACCUCGCCCUCACCAGUACUACACACAACAACAGCAGCAGAAGCAACAUCAACAGCACAACUUCAACCUCGACCCCAGCACCACUCGGCUCUCGACCCUCGACAACAUACCCACCGCCGCCGCCGCCGCCAUCGCUGCCUCGCAACACUACAGGGCUUCGACGCACUCGCAGACACACAACCCACCGACCGUGGGACAAAUCAGAGCCGGAGUCUGA
Anthostomella pinea is the source of this 255-nucleotide messenger RNA. The record is from the annotation of a GenBank genome assembly. NCBI's taxonomy places the organism in Eukaryota, Fungi, Ascomycota, Sordariomycetes, Xylariales, Xylariaceae.